Molecule: messenger RNA, 1395 nt
Organism: Myxocyprinus asiaticus (Chinese sucker)
Lineage: Eukaryota; Metazoa; Chordata; Actinopteri; Cypriniformes; Catostomidae
Product: zona pellucida sperm-binding protein 4-like
Exons: 10
Coding region: 1-1395 (464 amino acids)
Biological process (GO): binding of sperm to zona pellucida; prevention of polyspermy
Cellular component (GO): egg coat
Molecular function (GO): acrosin binding; structural constituent of egg coat
Source: RefSeq, a predicted model, not a curated record
AUGGCAGGAAAUAUGGGUAUGCUGUAUCUUCUGGCACUUUGCGUGCUCAACAACCGCGAACUCAACAACCGCGAACUCAACAACCGCGAACUCAACAACCGCGAACUCAACAACCGCGAACUCAACAACCGCGAACUCAACAACCGCGAACUCAACAACCGCGAACUCAACAACCGCGAACUCAACAACCGCGAACUCAACAACCGCGAACUCGACAACGAGGAAUUCCAGCCCAGACCAAGUGAUCAGUUUUUACCUCAAGAUCUGCAACCGCAAACAGAACAGUUUCCUCUGGCUCUUCUGCCCAAGCAGCCAGUGGUGCAGGCAGAGCCUCUUGACAAGUGUGCUGUAGCUGAUUAUGAACAGAUCCAAUGUGGACCACCUGGUAUUAGUGCUGCUGAGUGUGAGGCUAUUAACUGCUGCUUUGAUGGACUGCAGUGUUACUACGGGAAAGUGGUGACUGUCCAAUGUAUAAGAGAUGGCCAGUUUGUGGUUGUGGUUGCUAGAGAUGUGACGUGGCCUUCACUAAGUCUGGAUACGGUCCGUCUGUUGGGUGGAAGUGACCCACCUUGUGCUCCAGUUGGGUCCACACCUUCCUUUGCCAUUUACCAGUUCCCUGUCACUGCUUGUGGCACAAGCAUGAUGGAGGACAAUGGAUAUGUGGUGUAUGAGAACAGAAUGACUUCAUCCUAUGAAGUGGGGAUUGGACAACUUGGUUCCAUCACAAGGGACAGUCACUUUGAGCUUCUCUUCCAGUGUAGGUAUUCUGGCACUGCUGUUCAAGCUCUGGUUGUGGAGGUCAACACCGCUCCUCCACCUCCACCUAUAGCUGCUCCUGGACCCCUCAGAGUGGAGCUUCGCCUGGCAAAUGGACAAUGUGUCACUAAAGGAUGUGCAGAAGAGGAUGCUGCGUACACAUCCUACUACAGUGACGCUGAUUACCCUGUCACAAGAGUCCUACGACAACCUGUGUAUGUUGAGGUGCACCUUUUGGAGAGGACUGACCCCAAUAUUGUCCUGAUGCUGGGACACUGCUGGGCGACAUCAACCCCAGAUCCCCUCAGCCUACCUCAUUGGGACCUUCUAGUUAAUGGAUGCCCAUACCAGGAUGAUCGUUACCUUACCACACUGGUUCCUGUGGAUGGCUCCUCUGGUCUUCAGUUCCCAACCCACUACAAGCGCUUCAUUGUGAAGAUGUUCACGUUUGUGGAUCCAGCAUCCCUAGCUCCUCUGCAGGAAACGGUCUUCAUUCACUGUAGUACAGCAGUGUGCCAUCCCUCUUUCACUGGUUCCUGUGAGCAGAGCUGCGCAAGGCAAAGAAGGGAUGUCUAUGUUAAGGCCACCUACAGUAAGGGAGCUGUGGUUUCUAGUGGUGAAAUUAACUUUGUUCUGUGA